Messenger RNA from Columba livia (rock pigeon), 1613 nucleotides. RefSeq names its product quinoid dihydropteridine reductase (gene QDPR). Bases 117 to 833 code for a protein of 238 amino acids. The record is from RefSeq and is a predicted model, not a curated record. Gene Ontology annotation, biological process: L-phenylalanine catabolic process; tetrahydrobiopterin biosynthetic process. Gene Ontology annotation, molecular function: NADPH binding; NADH binding; 6,7-dihydropteridine reductase activity. The transcript is spliced from 7 exons. NCBI's taxonomy places the organism in Eukaryota, Metazoa, Chordata, Aves, Columbiformes, Columbidae. Gene Ontology annotation, cellular component: cytoplasm.
CCCCUCCGGCCGGGCGCGCCCGCCCCUCGGCCGCCCCUCCCGGCGGGCAGCCCGCAUGCGCAGGCCGGGCGGCGAAGGCAGACGGCGCUAGAACCGGAGUGGGACAGGCGGUGGGCAUGGCGGCGGCGGGCCGGGUGCUGGUGUACGGGGGCAGAGGGGCGCUGGGUUCUCAUUGCGUGCGGUACUUCAAGGCCAAGAACUGGUGGGUGGCCAGCAUCGACCUGGCGGAGAACGAGGACGCCAAUGCCAGCGUGGUGGUGGGGGCGACCGACUCCUUCCCCGAGCAGGCCGAGCAGGUGACAACAGAGGUUGGAAAACUUCUUGGUGAAGAAAAGGUGGAUGCAAUCUUGUGUGUAGCAGGAGGAUGGGCUGGAGGCAGCGCCAAAGCUAAAUCUUUAUACAGAAACUGUGAUCUGAUGUGGAAGCAGAGCGUUUGGACAUCGACUAUCUCCAGUCACUUAGCCACGAAACAUCUGAAAGAAGGUGGCCUCUUGACUUUGACAGGAGCUCAAGCUGCUUUAUCUGGAACCCCAGGGAUGAUUGGCUAUGGCAUGGCCAAAGGAGCAGUGCAUCAGCUUUGUCAGAGUUUAGCUGGUGCCAAUAGUGGCUUGCCAUCUGGUUCUGCUGCUGUCGCUGUUUUACCGGUUACCUUAGAUACACCAGCAAACAGGAAAUCAAUGCCUGACGCAGAUUUCAGCUCCUGGACGCCCUUAGAAUUCAUUGUUGAAACCUUUUAUGACUGGAUAACAGGAACGAAUCGACCAAACUCAGGGAGUCUAAUCCAAGUGAUAACUAGAGGAGGGAAGACUGAACUAGUUGCAGCACAUCUUUGAUGUCAGUCACUUAAGACAGUGGAACUUCAGCAAAGGAAAAGCUGUGGAAAAUCUUAUUUGCCAAUAUAACUUGGAUUGUCUUCUGUAUCCAGGGAUUGUACUUAUGUCAUUAAUGGAACCACAUUUCAAGUAACCGGAUUUCGAGUAAUAUUUCUGUGCUGUCAUUUGUGAGCUAUCAGCGUUUGUUUACUAACAAGUAUCAAGUAAUUGUCUCUAAAUGAAAGUCGUGGGCUUUAAAGUCUGUAGAUAUCCUAAUUCUGAGCAUUUCAUGUCAACCUGGUUUCUCAGAAAUGGUAAUUGUGUUGAAUUAUGUCAUGUAAUCACAUAUAUAAUGGUUGGAUUUUUUUUAUUCUUGGUCAGUUAAGAGUUUCUGGCAACUUAUUGUGAAUCUUGCAGUAGUCUGUCUUUGAGAAUAUAACGCUGCCUCUGCAUCUUGUGUUGGCUGUAAUUACAGGAAACAUUACAGUCCUGUAUCAUGUCCUAGUCUCGUAACAUUUUUCUUGUGAAUGUUCCACUUGAGUUUGUGGAUCUAUAUAGAGAUUACUCACUUGAGAAGAAGUUCCUAAUUUGCCUUACAGUUUAUAAGCUGCUAUCAAGCCUACAAUUGUAGGAUAAAACAGUCAUUCUGUCAAAUGAUUAGUAUAUCUUUGAAUUAGUUGUGAUGGUUCUUUGCUUUUCCAAAAAGCAAAGUGCUGCAAAAAACUACUAGAAAAAGCAUACACACAUUUAUAUUUGAAUAUGGAACUUUUUGUGCUAAAUAAAUGUAUAUUGUCUUAUGUA